AUGGUGUCCCCCUUUGGCUCCAUCUGUCAGUUAGGUAUUUGUAUCAGCUGGACGCUCUCUGGAGCCUUCCUCUCUGCCGGCCUCAGUGUACUGGCACCUUCUGAGACCUGCACCCUCCCUGUGGGCAUCUCCAGCUGGGAGCCCCGGCUGGGCCCACCCUUCCCUCCAGGCCCUUGCACUGAUGGCCCAGGAGCCCCAGCAGUGGCUGAGCCCUCCGGGCAGGGCCCCAAGAAUCCCCGCGUGUCCAGCGUGACGGUGCAGUUGGAGAUGAAGUCUCUGUGGGAGGAGUUCAACCAACUGGGCACAGAGAUGAUCGUCACCAAGGCUGGCAGGAGGAUGUUUCCCACUUUUCAGGUGAAGAUCCUGGGCAUGGAUACGCUGGCCGACUAUGCCCUGCUUAUGGACUUUGUCCCCCUGGACGACAAGAGAUACAGGUACGCCUUCCACAGUUCAGCCUGGCUGGUGGCCGGCAAGGCGGACCCGGCCACACCUGGUCGCGUGCACUUCCAUCCAGACUCACCAGCCAAGGGUGCGCAGUGGAUGCGACAGAUCGUGUCCUUUGACAAGCUCAAGCUGACCAACAACCUGCUGGAUGACAAUGGCCACAUCAUCCUCAACUCCAUGCACCGCUACCAGCCCCGCUUCCAUGUGGUCUUUGUGGACCCACGGAAGGACAGCGAGCGCUACGCCCAGGAAAACUUCAAGUCCUUCCUCUUCACCGAGACCCAGUUCAUGGCUGUGACAGCAUACCAGAACCACCGGAUCACACAGCUGAAAAUCGCCAGCAACCCCUUUGCCAAGGGCUUUAGAGAAAGUGACUCGGACUCCUGGCCUGUGUCCCCACGGCCCCUGAUGAGUGUCCCAGUCCGGAAUCAGCGUCCCAGCAACCUCAGCCCCUGCCCAGUGAAGGGCCCCACUGAACAGGAGAAAGACCCCCAUAAAGCUUCAGCUUCCAUCUCAAGGACUCCUGCCAGGCUCCAGCACCAGCUGCUGGGCCCCACUGAGACCCUGCUUGCCCCAUCUACCUACCGAACCUUCACCCACCCAAGCCUGUACUCUGGAGCCCCAAGCCCCCUUGGGAUCCCGAAGGCCAGAUCAACACCUUACCCCCUCCCCAGCAUUCACACUGUUAGGGACCAAGGGCGCCUGCCCCUCUCAGAAGGGCUUGGGCUCCUGUCACCCACCGCUGUGUGCCUGGGCCCUGGCCAGGACCCAUAG
Messenger RNA from Elephantulus edwardii (Cape elephant shrew), 1218 nucleotides. RefSeq names its product T-box 10 (gene TBX10). Gene Ontology annotation, cellular component: nucleus. The record is from RefSeq and is a predicted model, not a curated record. Bases 1 to 1218 code for a protein of 405 amino acids. The transcript has 8 exons. Gene Ontology annotation, biological process: cell fate specification; regulation of transcription by RNA polymerase II; positive regulation of DNA-templated transcription. Gene Ontology annotation, molecular function: DNA-binding transcription factor activity, RNA polymerase II-specific; RNA polymerase II cis-regulatory region sequence-specific DNA binding. NCBI's taxonomy places the organism in Eukaryota, Metazoa, Chordata, Mammalia, Macroscelidea, Macroscelididae.